GUUAUUACAGACCAUGAAAUUGCAAAUUUCGUUUCAUUAUGGCGCAGCGUAUUGAACUUCAGUAUGAAGAUCAGGGGAGUGGCGAUAGAGUCUUCCCGCUCAGCUUCCUCGACACCUACUUCAUGCCUGUUGAUGUGGUCCUCGUCAUUAACGGUACCUUGGACAAGGAUCAACUGCGAACAUCACUGUCAAAGACCCUGUCACUGUUCCCGCCUGUGUACGGGCGCUUCAGAAGACCCUCUGCAGCUACACGCGGAGAGCUCUCGCUGAACCUCUACCACCCCGUUCCCCUAUACUUGCAGAAAGACCAUCAAGGGGCAUACUAUCCUUCUAUUUGGAAGAGGUUCAUCUAUCGCAUCACGACUAAGAAAGUCCUGAAUGGCCAAGCUCCUCUGUUACAGAUCACCGUCACAUACUUGCCUCACACCUCUCAGACAGUCUUGGGGGUGAGCUUCUGCCACGUCCUUGGAGAUGCCUUGUCACUAUACCAUCUUCUAAAGGCAUGGCAUGAUAUACAUACUCAAGAGACACUAUCGAUAUCUCCCCACGUCGCUGAGAGGAUCCGCUUCAAGUCUCCCUCGAAAGCGGUAUUGUUGGAAGAUAUACCCCGACGUCUUCCCCGGCGAUCACAGCUAUUCUCCCCCACAGUGAUGAGCAAGAUCAAAGCCUAUGCCCCACUGGUUCACACGAUAGUGUUCAAGACCCUGGAAUAUGCAAGAUUUGAUGUCUCGGCAGAAGAUCUCAGUAUCCUUGUUCAGAAAGCACGGGCUCGGUUACACCCGGCGACAUGCUCAACACAAGAUGCAUUCAAAGCCUACUUACUCAAGGCGCUGAACCGCUUUGUGUACAACGGGCUCAUGCCGCAUCCGCGUGUUACGCGAAUUGUCACCAUAGUAGAUGCACGAAAGGCUAGAAACAUGCCUAGGGAGUAUUUCGGUAAUUGUAUCACAGCUGUUGAUACGCCAUAUUUGCCAGCGUCUAAGAAUCUGAGCGAAGUGGCAUUUGCAGUUCGCGAAGGAGUCACUGGGCUGACGCCAGAGAAAUUGGCCAAGGGGGAUGAGUGGAUUCAGUCUAUUCAAGCUGUGAACGGGCUCAUGGAUUUGGCGCCCGCAUUUGACCCUGAUACUUUGUAUGUAGAUGAUUGGACUAAGGUUUCUAUGGAGGAGAUAAAUUUCGGACAGGAGCAGCAUAUGUUCUGCCAGCCCUUGGAAAUGGAGGCUUUGCCUGUCCGAAAUUGGUGCAUGAUUUACAAGGCAAAGGCGGCUAAUGAUGCAGGCGAUGCGAGGAGACUGGGAUACCAGGUACAAGUCUCGGUGCCAAAGGGACAGGUAGCUGAGCUCAUGAAAGGCAUAGUCACGGAUCUGCAGGAGGGAUUUGAUGAGUACUUUUGGUAGGUAGCGGCAAUCUAGGUACAGAAUUGACGCGUCGCAUUCUGGGAGAAA
Fusarium odoratissimum NRRL 54006 is the source of this 1442-nucleotide messenger RNA. RefSeq lists its product as uncharacterized. The record is from RefSeq and is a predicted model, not a curated record. The transcript has a single exon. Bases 39 to 1394 code for a protein of 451 amino acids. Gene Ontology annotation, molecular function: acyltransferase activity, transferring groups other than amino-acyl groups. Lineage: Eukaryota; Fungi; Ascomycota; Sordariomycetes; Hypocreales; Nectriaceae.